UCACAGUCAUAGCAGCUUGCAAGACACACCAGCAGCUCUCCGGGUGUAGCGAACUCAUUUCCCGUCUACAAAGGGUAUAGCCGUCUGCCAUAGGGACCAUGUCUAGCAAACCGUCCGCCAAAACCGCGGCCAAGACGGAAAUGACAUCACCCACGUCUCAGGCCACCAACACCACCAAGAAGGUGGAGACUACCCCGCAGCCCAGCUUCACGGCCAAAACGCAGCCCGCACCGGUUUCCAGCACGGCACCGGAGAAGAAGCCGACGGUGACGGAACCUCCAGCAGCGAAACCUACCGCUGCCGCCCCAGUCUCCAAGCCGGUUCCCGAGCCAGUCGCCCCAGCCUCCAAACCGGUGCCUGAGCCAGUCGCCCCAGCCUCCAAGCCAGUCGCUCCAGCAUCCAAGCCGGUUCCCGAGCCAGUCGCCCCAACCUCCAAACCGGUACCUGAGCCAGUCGCCCCAGCCCCAGCCCCCGUCACCGUCACCGUUUCAAAGGCGACGCCCACCACUGCUGUGCCUAAACCAGCAGAACCCAUCAAGCAGCCAGCUGUGACGGAGGCGAACGUACCCAGCAAGGAGCCGGUGGUGUCCACUACCCGCGUCCAGCCCACCACCGCCGCCCCUCCCAAAGCUUCCUCAGCCCAGUCCACUUCCCCGGUGUUCGGCAAAACGACUACAGCUUCCGAGCCUUACGGACCGACCACCAUUCCCAGCAAAACGACGGCGACGGCGCCUGAGCCCUACGGCUACACCACGGCCAUGGGCAGGACCACCUUCGCUCCCGAGUCCGGAAGUGCUGCAGGGAAGGGAACGACGGGAUCGAGGCUCAACAAACCCACAGCAUAAGUCUUCAUCAGGCUAGUGGCAUGCAGAUGAGGAUAGCCCGGGAGCUGGACAGUCACGUGGGGUCGUUACAUGAGGUCAGAGGUAAUACCAUCCAGUGAGGCGGAUCAAGGAUUCACUAAAACUUUAAAGAGCUCCGGGUUAAACUACACCUUCAACCGCAGUGCAGCUUAUGGGGUAUACAUCUUGAGGACUACCGACGCAAUGGUUGCUGCUUAUUUCGGUUAUUUUCUGUCUCAUCUUGUGACCGGAAGUGGCGAACCAGUUCUCACAUUCUGCCAUCAAUCAGUCCGAGCAGACCUGGGAGAAUCCUGCCUGUGUUCCGAACCUAACAAAGGCAUCAAAACAUUUUCUGAAAACAAAACAUUUUCUCCGCCAUCUUUGUUCAGAACAAAGGCACUGAGAUGCCGCCUCAAAUUGCAGACAGAAAAUGAAUAGCUAGGUGAAGGAAUAAGACCUGUAGUGAGUGAUCCACUGGUCAAAUCUGCAUGCCAACCUAUAUAUAUAUAAUGUCUUUAUGUUUAGGUUUUCUUUGGAAAAGCCAGUAGCCUUCUGGCAUUGUGUAAUAUUGGGAAGGCGACACAAAACUUGUCUAAAAUAAAUACACGUUGAUAUUUAUAAGUAUUAUUUUCACAUUUUAUAAUUGAUUUUGAUUUUUCAGUUUUAAGCACAGUCAACAUGUGAAUGAUAAUUGAGGAAAUUCGCUGAUUCCUGACUUUUCGGAAGAAAUUUUUGCUGCUGUUAAAACUCAUUUCUUGGAAACAUCGUUGGGGCGAUGAGCGAUAUUCAGUUUUGUAAAAUCCUGAGAUGUAACAUCCAUCCACUCAUGUGAUUUACAUGUGACAACUUAGAGGAGAUGAACAGCAAUUAAAGAAAACAAAAUUCA
Messenger RNA from Pomacea canaliculata, 1728 nucleotides. RefSeq names its product transcriptional regulatory protein AlgP-like. Bases 99 to 845 code for a protein of 248 amino acids. The record is from RefSeq and is a predicted model, not a curated record. The transcript has 2 exons. Lineage: Eukaryota; Metazoa; Mollusca; Gastropoda; Architaenioglossa; Ampullariidae.